CAACCACUCAACUCUUUAACCUUCCAUCUUGCGGCUUCCAUCUUAAAUUCUUUUUCAUCACUAUCGCCCACUAUGGACAGUCAACGCGGAGACUUAAUACUUCCAGACAUACCGGAGUUAGGUCUUAUCGUACCAUCCGCCGCUCUAGCUGCCAAUACCUCCUCUUUUGUCAAGAAGCACUGCGACGCAAUGAUCUACAAUCAUGUAGCUCGCUCGGCCUAUUGGGCUUUGAUCAUAGCCCGAAAACUUCCACAAUUUGCGAAUGCAGACCUGAGUCUUGUCUUCAUCAGCUGUAUGCUCCACGACAUGGGAUGGGCCGCGGCUAAGGAGCUCCUAGCCCAAGACAAACGCUUUGAAGUCGAUGGUGCAAACAUCGCCAAGGGAUUCCUAAAGGAUCAUACCGGAUCGGAGUAUCAUGACAAUGAGGCUACGGAAGCAUGGGACCCAGCAAGAAUCCAACGAGCUUGGGAUGCAAUUGCAUUCCACACGACACCGUCUAUUGCACAGCACGCCGCAGCUGAGGUAGCUCUUACGAACUUGGGUGUCACAGCCGAUUUCUUGGGUCCUAAUCUUGACCUUGGCCUCGGACCAAACCUGAUUUCGAGAGAAGAGUAUCGCGCGGUGACAAAACUAUUUCCGCGCAAUGGAUUUACAUAUGAAGGCCUGAAGCAGGUAAUGUGUGGAAUAUGCAGGACCAAGCCAAAUACUACGUACGACAAUUUUGUGGGCGAGUUUGGAGUUCGGUUUGGCAUUGAUGGCGAAGGAUCUGGCAAAGAUGAAUUUGCUGAGGAGGUAGAGAAGUCGCGUUUUGUCAACUUUUCCAAGUUUGCGUUAGAUGCUCUUGAAGUUCUUGACAAGGAAAUUUCAGGAGAUGAUAAAUAGUCACCUGGAAAGUGCACAUUUACAAUGAGCAGCUCCCUAGCUAUCAACAGACU
Ilyonectria robusta is the source of this 935-nucleotide messenger RNA. RefSeq lists its product as uncharacterized. NCBI's taxonomy places the organism in Eukaryota, Fungi, Ascomycota, Sordariomycetes, Hypocreales, Nectriaceae. The transcript has a single exon. The record is from RefSeq and is a predicted model, not a curated record. Bases 73 to 882 code for a protein of 269 amino acids.